This is a messenger RNA of Raphanus sativus (radish), 657 nucleotides long. RefSeq lists its product as uncharacterized. Lineage: Eukaryota; Viridiplantae; Streptophyta; Magnoliopsida; Brassicales; Brassicaceae. The record is from RefSeq and is a predicted model, not a curated record. The transcript has a single exon. Bases 42 to 485 code for a protein of 147 amino acids.
AUAAUCCAUUGAAGAAAGAAGAAACAUAUAUAUCACAAAAGAUGAUUUGCAUUCGCCAUCGUAUUGUCCUAUCUUCCAUCUUUUUCCUUGCCUUCGUCUCGUCGUUCUUUUUGUUUGCUACGCAUAGUUUUGCUACUAGAGUAGGUCACUCUCUGGUGCAAGAAGAGAUCACAAAGGUUCCAAAAUAUAAAAAGCUUGAGGAGCCGGAGAUUCCAGACGAGCCUGAGUUGCCGCUGCCCGAAGAGCCGGAGAUUCCAGAAGAGCCUGAGGUCCCUGAGGAGCCAGAAGAGCCUGAGGUUCCUGAGGAGCCAGAAGAGCCUACAUUUGAAUUUCCGUCAUGGAUCCCGAGCUUUCCUUUUCCCGGUGCUGGCGGCGGUUCUCUAAAUACUGAGAAGACAAAAUCUACUUCAACGGCUGAAAAGGUUAAUGUGAAAAGCACAAGUGUUUCCGAGGAAACUUCGAAUGGUUCGAACAAGAGUCCAUAGAUUCAUGGCCUAAGAACGUUAAAAGGGCAUCUAUAUAGUGAAUGCUCUUGCAUGAUAUAUUAAUGAUGAUAUAAAUUAUAAAGUAAUAAUAGUUUGUCUUGUGUCUAAUUAAAAGUCAAGAAAGAUCAUCUAUAUAUAGAACCAUAUUUAUGAAGAGUUUCAUUUCAAUUCA